Ostrea edulis (European flat oyster) is the source of this 2650-nucleotide messenger RNA. RefSeq lists its product as uncharacterized. The record is from RefSeq and is a predicted model, not a curated record. The transcript is spliced from 2 exons. The coding region runs from base 967 to 1656 and encodes 229 amino acids. NCBI's taxonomy places the organism in Eukaryota, Metazoa, Mollusca, Bivalvia, Ostreida, Ostreidae.
AGUUGGGCAAACACGGACCCCUGGACACACCAUAGAUGUAAUGAUAAACUUGGAACUUUAACUACGUGUAAUUGUUUUUAUUGAACUGAAAGGGGUAUUUCCUUGAAGGACUUAAUUUACAAUUAUGUAAUUGAGGAAUGACUGUAUCAACUUUGGAUUAACAGAAUUAAUAAGUAAUUCUGGGCCGUUUACCGCUCGACGGCGUUACAUAUCCCAUGACCUUCUCACUGACCCCUUCACAUAUUUGGUAUGUUUUUGCAUCCACUAAUAAAAAAAAUAAAUUCGUGAUUUACUCAACGAUAUGGUUUUAUCAUAUCUAUAGAACUGGGUUCACAAUAGGGUAUUUUUUCAUACAGUAUACCAUAUGACCAUUUGUUCAGAAUAAUUUCACCGCAUAAUAUCCGAGUUUUUUUGGGCCAAGAUGGACGAUCAAGUGAUAUUACGAAGAGAGUACGAUAACACUGUUUUAAGCGAAUUGGACUCGGAGUAGGAUAACUUUCAAAUAAGCCAAGCCUUAAUGCAAUAUGAACUGACGCAAUCAGAUUUAGAUGUAGAUUUUGGAAGUGCUUGGUGAAAGGCGAAAUUAACGAACAGUGAUCAAUCUCGUAUUAACUCCUAUGUGCAAUACAAAGUAGAUAGUUGGGCAAACACAGACACACCAGGGGUGAGAUCAGGUGUAUAGAAGGAGUAAGCAUCCCCUGUCGACCGGUCACACCCGCCGUGAGCCCUAUUAGUGCAGGGAAAUUUUUCCGGACCUGAAACAGGACUCGGGCGCCGCAUUGACUCUGCUCUGAAACAGAAACUUCGGCGAAUCAGCGAUUCGGAAGACCAGCAUCGAGUAGUAAAAUUUCCACGCUUCAAAAGGCGCAAAAAAGUAAUCCUGGGCAUUGAAUGAUUCAAUGACUGGAAAACUCAAAGGAACCGACAACAACUUGACGAAUUCAAAGUUAUUCCCAAUCUACUGAUAUGCAAUUACCAGGAACUCGGAUACAUUUUCAUGAAUCCAGAAAAACCCUUGACGCGCGAACGAAGGAGCUGGCAUCCCAAGGGAUAGAAGUGUCGAUUAAGAAAGCCGAUCCCUUUAUGCCGGAACAAGAAGAUGCCCGUUGGGAUAACAAACUACUUGGAACACAUACGUCAAAAAGUUACAUUUAUACAGUAUUUUACUAUAAUUGCAAACUUUUUGGACUUAGGGGUCUCGAUGAGCACCGACAAUUAGAGGUAUGUCAGGUGAAAUGCGGCAUUUCUGAUGAAAAAGCAUACAUAGAAUUUUGUGGUCGCACAUCUAAGAAUUUCGCUGGGGGUGUUCACCAGAGGAACGUUCUUGCAAAGUCGAUCUGCCACUACACAUCCACAUCCGGAACGUCUCGCAGUUUAUACGAUGUUUAUGCUUCCUACAUUUCUAUGAUGGGGAAUGGGCCAUUCUACAGACAGCCACUACCAGGACCUGAGCCACGUUUCGGAGUCCAGCCUAUGAAAGUCAAUAAGUUGGGUACCAUGGUGAAAACCAUGUGUGCAGAAGCAGGGUUUUUCAGAAACUUCACUAACCACUCGGGGAAACGCACGUGUGCCACUACCUUGUUUCAUUCAGGGCAUACAAGAGAUGAUCAGAACAACAACUUCUUGAAGUUAGUCGAGCUCUGGAACCAUAAAUGAAGUCCCUGAAACAGACUGGAGAUUCAGAGAAGUAAAACGAGAGUGUCGUGAAAGUGAAGGAUGUCGGGAAAGACGCCACCGUUUCUAGUGUGAAGAUUCCUUUGGGUGACAAAAUGAUUCGUUUUGAAAAUUGCUCGGUGUCUAUGUCAUUCAUGUGAAAGAUGUACUACUCCGUUUACCUGGUCAGGAUAUAGGGUUCACGGGGGUGUGACCGGUCGACAGGGGAUGCUUACUCCUUCUCUGGUGUGUCCAGGAGUCCGUGUUUGCCCAACUAUCUAUUUUGUAUUCCUUUUAGGAGUUAUGAGGUUGAUCACUGUUCGUUAUCUUCACCUUUCAUUAGUGACAUGAAUUUUGCAAUUUAUUUGAUCUUAAAAGAAGUGCGUGAAAUUGCGAUCUAAAUUUUGUGCAGAAAUUGGGAAAUUAUGAUUUUUAAAAUACUUUUUUGGUUUGUCUUUUGAAAGAAUUCUUAGUUUUUAUCUUGAUUAAAUGUUGAACCUUGUCUUUUUCUCAUUUACAUAGCUCCUCCUACCUCCUUUAUGAAACGGUGGGAUAUUUGGUAGUUAGAUAUCGCAUACGCCUUUCUUGGAAAACGGGAUCAUAUGAUGAAAUUAUUUUUACAGUCUUCGGACAAUGCAUUUCCUCUCCUUUGUGAUUGGUAGAAAAUGUAUGAUGUGAAAAUUCUAAUUUAUUUCAUUGGUUGCAAUUCAGUUCAACGCAAGGGAGAUAAUUUCGAGAUGAUCUAAACGUACGACUUAACAAUUUACAGGAUUUUCAACCUUAAAAAAGAGAGAGAAAACGAAGAGAAUAAAGAAGUAAAAUUGCAACAUAAUGAAACUGACAUUUUAAUCUUAUUCAUAACUAUCAACAACGUUUCUAAAAUUCGACAAAUAACAGAAAUGGUCUUUGUUUUGCACGCAAACCUUAAAAUUCUUCUUGAUACAAUUUGGGCAAUUUUCAGCUAUUUAGGAGUUUGUGUUUCUUGCUUUGUGAAAAA